Messenger RNA from Sesamum indicum (sesame), 1722 nucleotides. Its product is annotated as wax ester synthase/diacylglycerol acyltransferase 11. The record is from RefSeq and is a predicted model, not a curated record. Lineage: Eukaryota; Viridiplantae; Streptophyta; Magnoliopsida; Lamiales; Pedaliaceae. Gene Ontology annotation, molecular function: diacylglycerol O-acyltransferase activity. Gene Ontology annotation, cellular component: plasma membrane. Gene Ontology annotation, biological process: triglyceride biosynthetic process.
CAUGCAUCAAUUUUAAAAUUUAAUCACACAGGUGGAGCACUGCACAUGCAGAUAUGAGGGAGGGGCAGGCCUAUCAAAAAGCCAUUAGUCACAAUCACACGGCUAAAAACUUCCACAUUUUCCCUGUGUGGAAUAGAGAGAAGCCCUAUAUCAAACCCCACCCUCUCAUGGCGGAGAAGGUGGAGGAGGACCAGCCGCUAACGCCGUCCGGCCGUCUCUUCCUGCAGCCACUGAUGAACCAAGUUAUAAACUGCGCCCUCGGCGCCGACUACCCCAUCGACCUCGACUGCGUCAAAACUCAAAUCCAGAACUCCAUCAUGCUCAAACACCCCAGAUUCUGCAGCCUCAUGGUUAGAGACUCGAGCGGCCGCGAACACUGGCGCAAAACCCAAGUCGACGUCGACCGUCACCUUAUUAUCCGCCACCACUCCCUCUCCAACGACCCUUCCGUCUCAGACGAAGAUGCAAUUAACAAUUACAUGGCUGAUCUCUCCUUCUCCUCGCCUCUCCCCACCGAUAAACCCUUAUGGGAACUUCACGUUCUCGCGGCGCACAACGCCGUGGUUUUCCGUGUGCACCACGCGCUGGGGGACGGCAUUUCCUUAAUGUCAAUGCUGCUUUCGUGCUGCAGAAAGGUUGAUGAUCCGGCGCAGCUGCCGACAAUUGGUGGCGUCGGCGCGGCCUCAUUGGUGCCGAGAAGAUGGAGUGUCUGGACGUUAAUGAAGGUGGUUUGGUUUACUUUAGUUUCUAUUUUAGAGUUUGUGUUGAGAUUGCUUUGGCUGAGGGAUAAGACCACCGUCCUGAGUGGCGGCUCUGGGUUGGAGCUCUGGCCUCGCCAGUUGGCUACGGCGAGGUUCCGGCUCGACGACAUGAAGACUGUCAAGCGAGCUCUUGCUGACUCGACCAUCAACGAUGUUCUUUUUGGAGUGAUCUCAAUUGGGUUUUCCAGGUACUUGGACAUCCGAUCAUCGACAGCUCCACAAGAGGGGGACCAAAUCACAGGUUUGGCCAUGGUAAAUUUGAGGCCACAGUCAGGACUACAGGAUUUAUCCAAGCUGAUGGACAGUGACUCUGGAACUCCGUGGGGUAACAAAUUCGGGAUCAUUCUUUUACCUGUUCACUAUCAUAGAGAGAGUUCAGAUCCUCUCCAGUUUGUGAGGAGAGCCAAAGCAAUGAUCCACAGGAAAAAGCUUUCGUUGGAGGCCCCCUUCUCACACACACUCUUGGACUGGAUCACUUCUCUCUUUGGCGCUAAGCUCACCAGCAUUCUCAAUUACCGUAUUGUUUGCAACACAACCUUCACCAUCUCAAACAUAGUCGGUCCUCGGGAGCAGGUCACACUUGCGGGUCACCCCGUGAAGUACAUUAGGGUGACCUCCAGCAGUCUACCUCAUGCAAUCACAAUGCAUAUGCUGAGUUAUGCAGGAGUUGCAGACAUGCAAAUCUUGGUGGCCAAAGAAGUAAUUCCGGACCCUAAAGUUCUAGCCAAGUGUUUUGAAGAUGCUUUGCUGGAAAUGAAGCAAGCUGCUGAAGCUGCCAUCAAAUCUCAGGGGACUUGUCAAUAAAAGCAGAGGAAUCUGCAUAUAAAGUAAACUUUGUGCACAAUUGGCUGAAUCAUUACAUGUGGAAGUACCUUCCUGUAUGUGUUGUUUUAAGGACAUUUAAUAUGAAUGAUGAUGUGAAUCUGAGGUCGUUCGACAAAACAUAAGCCUUCACCAUUCA